AUGGCUGAGAGAGAGCGCAUUUUAAAGGAAUCUCUUUGCCAGGACUUCUUUAUGACACUCCAGUCGCGGAUGCUGCCUGCAAUGAGGGCAGAUUUCGACUGGCUGGUAGCUUAUGCGCGGCUGUACGCAGGCGUGUGGCCGCGUGUCAGCAAAGGGGAUAAAGCGGCAGUGACAGCAAACUACGCCAAGUCAUUGCGGCAGGACCGCGAACGCUUGUUCGAGGUCCUCCAGGAGCUCAUCGUGUUCAUGUGUGGACGCGCGAUAUUAACCGUCCUCAUCUCGGAGGUAGAGGCCCAAGGUGAGAACUCAGACGAGCCAGUGACUUCUGCGGCGGAAUAUAUAUCCGCCAUGAUUCUUCAGAAGCGGGCGCCGGUGGUGGACUUGAAUGGGUCCAAAGACCCCCAGCCAUCGAUGGGGCGUGUAGGGGAUCUGGCGAAGGCCGCCGGAGCCUCAACCAAAGACAAGGGGCCCCAAGUCGGCGGCGGAAAAGAGGAAGGAAGCCUAUUGUGCGGCGAAGAAGGCAGAAGCCGCGCGACACCAAGAGCAAGGGUUGCGUGCCCAGCAUCUCUCGGGGUUAGUAGACC
Messenger RNA from Sphaeroforma arctica JP610, 584 nucleotides. RefSeq lists its product as hypothetical. The transcript has a single exon. Lineage: Eukaryota; Ichthyosporea; Ichthyophonida. The record is from RefSeq and is a predicted model, not a curated record. The annotation marks the transcript as partial.